AUGCUUUUGAGCCUACUCAUUGUUAGACUGUUGACUUCUGUGAAAGCAGAUGAAAUAAAAAUUGAACAUCGGGCUGGAUGUCCAGAUUCGAGUAUGUGUAUGUCACAAUGUGGAUACUGUGGAACUGGAGAUGCUUUUUGUGGAGUUGGAUGUCAGAGUGGUCCGUGCCAUGGAGGUUCAGGAUCAGGUGGAGGUGAUUCGAACACAUACCACGUAGAAGGAACAUACCUUGAUGUUAUACACUCUUCACUACGAACUCUCUCCUCUACAGUCCUUAUCAUAUAUACAGUUGCUCGGGGUUACACAGCUUGUGGAACACUUCGUUCACGUUUUGACAUGGCUGCAGCGUUGAAUAUUCCUCAGUUUGAUCCACACACACCAAAUGGAAAUCCGAAUAAGAACAGUCUUUGUGAUAGACGAAUGCGUGUUCAAGGAUCAUCUGGAAGUGUUGAUGUUGUCAUCGUUGAUCAGCGCCCUGUUUGUAAAACGUGUAUAAAUACGUUGUAUUUCGUGUUGUACAAAUAUUGUAUUGAAUACACGAUGUCACCGACUCUGCAACAACAAAUGUCUGUAGAAACUCCAGAAAUUGAUGAAAGUCUUUUUUCUCGGCAACUUUAUGUGUUGGGAAAAGAAGCAAUGCAUCAAUUAGCUCGUGCUCAUGUUCUCAUCUCCGGCAUGACCGGUCUUGGCGUCGAGAUAGCUAAGAACAUUGUUUUGGGUGGUGUAAAGUCAGUUAUUGUUCAUGACUGUGGAAAGGUGGAUUAUUCCGAUCUUUCAUCGCAAUACUACUUUAACGAAGAUAAUAUUGGUCAGAACCGAGCUGAGAUUGCUUUAGAAAAACUUUCGGAAUUGAAUAGUUACGUGACAGUAACAUGCUCGAUGGAAACAAUUGAUGGAGCUUUUUUAGCAAAGAAUAAAAUUAAUGUACUUGUGUUGACUAAUGCAAGCCUCGACGAUCAAAUUAAAGUUGGAGAUUACUGUCAUCAAGCCGGAAUUAAAUUCAUUAUCGCUAAUACUAAUGGUUUGUUUGGACAAAUCUUUUGUGAUUUCGGCGAAAAAUUUCAAGUACUUGAUACGAAUGGAGAAAAUCCCACAACACAUGUUGUUACACACAUAACUCAUGACGAAUACGGUGUUGUGUUUCUAGGAACUGACGCACGACAUGGGUUCGAGGAAGGUACAUAUGUCACUUUUCAAGGCGUCAAAGGAAUGAGUGAAAUUAACAAUAAGGAAUUCAAGAUCACUGUUCCAAGUCCAUACACAUUUGGUAUUGGCGACACGAGACAGUUCGGAAAUUAUGAAGGUGGCGGAACAGUUACUGAGGUGAAAAAACCAGAAAUCAUCAAAUUUAAAUCAUUCUCUCAAUCAUUAUCUGAACCAGAAAUGCUGAUAAGCGACUUUGCUAAAAUGUCAAUGCCUUCCAAUCUUCAUCUUGCAUAUCAAGCUCUUUCUCUCUUUCAACAACGUCAGGGUGCUGCACCACGGCCAUGGGAUGAAGCUGAUGCAAAUAAAUUUUUGGAAAUAGUCGAAGAACUCAACACGAAAGACCGAGAAAAACCAUUCACAGAUGAAUUGAACAAACACUGGAUUAAAUUAUUCUCAAAGAUUUGUACUGGUGACGUAUGUCCCAUGCAAGCAGUCAUCGGUGGAAUUUCUGCACAAGAAGCGAUGAAGGCUGUCACGGGAAAAUUCAUGCCGAUUCGACAAUUCUUUUAUUUUGAUGCCAUCGAAUGUUUACCUGAAAAGCUUCAUCAAGGAUGUGAUGACGAUUAUAAACCAAGUUUGCCUACGAAUAAAUCACGUUACUAUUCGCAAGAAAUCGUAUUCGGCGAAGAUUUUCAACAAAAGAUUUGUCAAUCAAAAUACUUUGUCGUUGGUUCAGGCGCCAUCGGUUGUGAAAUGUUGAAAAACUUUGUCAUGAUGGGCAUUGGAUGUUCGAAAGAAGGUGCUAUUUACGUAACUGAUAUGGAUUCGAUUGAAAAAUCCAAUUUGAAUCGACAAUUUCUUUUUCGUCCAUGGAAUAUUGGUCAAAUGAAAUCGAAGGUGGCUGCAGAAGCAGUGAAACAAAUGAAUCCGUCGGUAAAUAUCACGGCGUUCGUUGAAGGUGUUCUUGCUGAAACUGAACAUAUUUAUGACGAUGACUUCUUCGAAGGACUUACUGGUGUUGUCAAUGCUCUUGAUAACGUCAAAGCGCGUGAAUAUAUCGAUCAACGUUGUGUAUUUUACAAAAAACCAUUAAUCGACAGUGGUACACUAGGUACAAAAGCAAGUGUCCAAGUUGUUGUACCAGACCUAACUGAAUCGUAUUCGUCUACUCGUGAUCCACCUGAUGCAUCAAUUCCCAUGUGUUUAUUACAUAAUUUCCCCAAUCUCAUUGAGCAUACCAUCCAAUGGGCACGAGAUAACUUUGCUGGUUUGUUUACUAAUCCUGCACAGCAAACAGAAGAAUUUUUAAAGAAUCCCAAAGAGUUUGCUGAACGCACCGCUAAGAGUCUGUCGGACUAUGAUCGAAAUGAAAUUAUUCAAAAUGUUAAACUUACACUGGGUCCAGAACGACCUCAAAACUUCAAAGAUUGUAUCAAAUGGUCUCGAAAUCUUUUUCAAGAACAAUUCCAUAACACAAUCGCACAAUUACUACACAAUUUUCCUCAUGAUCAAAUUACAGCCAAGGGUGAACGUUUUUGGAGUGGAAAUAAACGAUGCCCGCAUGUCCUAGAAUUCGAUGUUAACAAUCCCACUCAUUUAGACUUCAUUGUUGCAGCAUCGAAUCUUCUUGCUCAUAUUCACCAUAUUCCACAAACUCGAGAUCGCGAUUUGAUUGCUCGAGAAGUUGCCCAAGUCCAAGUAGCUAAAUUUCAACCUAAAGCAGGCGUAACUAUUCAUGAUGAUGACGAACAAAUGGCAGCGGAUAUGGAACGUCAACGACGACGAAAUUCGAUUACGAACACGGCUGAUCCCGCCGACAUUCUCAAGCGUCUACCAGAUUUCGAUUCAGUUCGAAAUAUUCAAGUCCAAGCGCAUGAAUUCGAAAAAGACGAUGAUAGCAAUUUCCAUAUAGAUUAUAUCACUGCUACAGCUAAUUUACGAGCAGAAAACUACGAAAUUCAACCAGCUGAUCGUAGCAAGAUCAAACGAAUUGCAGGCAAUAUCAUUCCAGCUAUUGCCACAACAACAGCCAUGGUCACUGGUCUCGUUUGUCUUGAAGUUUACAAGUUUUUACAGAACCAUCAAAAGAUUGAAGUAUACAAAAAUGCGUUUGUAAACUUAGCGUUACCAUUCUGGAGCUUCACAGAACCAGCACCACCUCAACAGAAAAAAUACCUUGAUACACCUUUCACACUGUGGGAUCGUUUCGAAGUUCAAGGCGACAUAACUUUAGAACAAUUUCUUGAACAUAUCAAGACAACAUAUAAUUUGACACCAACAAUGCUUUCGUCUGGAUUAUGUCUUCUGUACAAUACAUAUAUGAUGCGACAGCCUGGAAAAGCAGGAGAUUUGAAACGAAAAAUUUCGGAAAUCUAUGAAACACUAACAAAACGCAAAAUUCCACCUCAUGUGCGUUCAUUGGUGCUCGAUAUAUCAUGCGACGAUUCUGAUGGAAAUGACAUUGAUGUUCCUUAUGUUAAAUACAAAUUACAAUAG
Molecule: messenger RNA, 3642 nt
Organism: Adineta ricciae
Lineage: Eukaryota; Metazoa; Rotifera; Eurotatoria; Adinetida; Adinetidae
Source: the annotation of a GenBank genome assembly